This is a messenger RNA of Coniophora puteana RWD-64-598 SS2, 593 nucleotides long. Its product is annotated as mitochondrial ribosomal protein subunit L51. The coding region runs from base 18 to 464 and encodes 148 amino acids. Gene Ontology annotation, cellular component: mitochondrial large ribosomal subunit. The record is from RefSeq and is a predicted model, not a curated record. The transcript has 2 exons. NCBI's taxonomy places the organism in Eukaryota, Fungi, Basidiomycota, Agaricomycetes, Boletales, Coniophoraceae. Gene Ontology annotation, molecular function: structural constituent of ribosome. Gene Ontology annotation, biological process: mitochondrial translation.
CUUCACUGCCGCUCACAAUGGCCUCUGCUGUCAGCUCAACAAAGCACCUGCUCAGGGCAUCGCUGCGCUCGACACCAGCCAAUGGAUACACCUCAUACGUCCCUCAGUGCAGAAAGAUAGUCCUUUCUUUCUGUCAAAGGUUCCCCUCCUCCACCAACACUCGCACUUUUUUGCUCAAUGACCUCGAGCGGAUAGCAAAGAAGAACCCACACGUCGAGUUCGUUGUCAAGCAGCGGAAUGGCCAGGAACCAGUGGCUCAGGGCUUUUAUGUCAGUGGACGUGACAAGGUUAUCCCACUGAACGGCUUUGAGCCCAACGGUAUUGAGAAGAAAAUAAACCUUCUCCUGGACUCGUCCGGCGCCAAGAUCACUCAUCUGAAGAGAGGCCGCGUCGUGGAAAGCUCCCAAGAGUCUGCCAGGGGUAUUUGGAGCGGGAUGCACGUCGACAAACCCUUCGUAAUCUAGAGCUGUCUAAUGUUAACCUGUACCUGUCCUUCCGCCCUAUGCAUCCGGACCCCGGCCAUCAAUACCACCCUAUCCCUGUCUGUGUAUCUGCGUAUUUUCUGCCUCUGACGCCUUUCAGGGCCUGAUGAU